AUGCGCUCCUCCACCCUCAUCGCCGCGGCCGUACUCGCCGUCUGCGCCUCGGCGGUCCCCGCCCCGCUCCCUCAGCGGUCUGCAAAGAUCACAGCCCCCAAGGCCGGCGUCUACACCAUCCCUGAAGGCGGGACGUACUCCAACAGGAUGACCUGGGACUUCAGCAAGCUCGCAGACGGCGCAAAGAUCCCCGACGGCCUGCGCGUGAGCGGCUACCCCGUCAGCAACACGCACGUCUUCGCCGUGCAAAACACCUUUAUCAAGAACGGCUACCUCAACCUCAAGGUCGACGGCGGCCAGAAGGCUAUGCCAUACAAGUCCGCCGAGGUCGUCACCACCGUGACCAACAUCAAGUACGCCUCUGUCCGGACCGUCGCCAUCUUCACCGAAAAUCCCGGCGUCUGCAAUGGCAUCUUCUUCUACAAAAACGACAACCAGGAGACGGACAUUGAGUGGCUCUCAGACGCAGCAUCCCAGAGCAACGCCGGUAAACGCCAGGUCUGGUUCGCGAACCAGUCCACCGGCAGCAAGUCCCCAAAGUCCUUCAAGGCCGUGCCGCCGCCGGCGAACCCGACGUCUACCGAACAUGAGUACCGCAUCGACUGGCUUCCCGGCUCUGUCCGCUUCUUUGUCGACGGCGUCCAGACCUGGGAGACCAAGCAGAGCGUGCCCAGCGUGCCCGGACCUUGGGUCUUCAACAACUGGGCCAACGGAGACAAGGGCUGGAGCGCCGGCCCUCCGGCGAAGGAUGCCAUCUUCAGGAUCAAGGAGAUCGACAUGUACUACAACACCGCAUAA
Colletotrichum destructivum is the source of this 798-nucleotide messenger RNA. RefSeq names its product Putative glycoside hydrolase family 16, concanavalin A-like lectin/glucanase domain superfamily. The coding region runs from base 1 to 798 and encodes 265 amino acids. The transcript is spliced from 2 exons. NCBI's taxonomy places the organism in Eukaryota, Fungi, Ascomycota, Sordariomycetes, Glomerellales, Glomerellaceae. The record is from RefSeq and is a predicted model, not a curated record. Gene Ontology annotation, biological process: carbohydrate metabolic process. Gene Ontology annotation, molecular function: hydrolase activity, hydrolyzing O-glycosyl compounds.